This is a messenger RNA of Rhopilema esculentum, 2423 nucleotides long. Its product is annotated as transmembrane protein 214-B. The record is from RefSeq and is a predicted model, not a curated record. NCBI's taxonomy places the organism in Eukaryota, Metazoa, Cnidaria, Scyphozoa, Rhizostomeae, Rhizostomatidae. Gene Ontology annotation, cellular component: Golgi apparatus; endoplasmic reticulum.
UGAUUAAUCAUUUGGGACUGUUGACAAGUCUUUUGCUGGUGAAAUUUCUAAAAAUGGCUUCAGAUCGUGGAAAAUGGGAAACUGUGGUCACAAAGAAGAAGGGUCAAGUGUCCAAAAGUGACGUUAAAAAGGCCAAGAAGAAUUUUGUUGAUAAUUUUUCUCAACACAAGGCAGAGUUCAAAAAUCCUUUAGAAGAAGCUGAAACAAUCUAUAGUGCAGCAUUUGGAGAAAAGAGUUCCCAAUCAAACAAAGAGAACAAUGACCCUGACAGCAAAUAUCCAUCUUUUCAUCCAAUGGAAGGCCAGAAAAAAGGGACUCAGCAAAACAGCCCUAAAAAGCAAAAGCAGAAGAAACAUAAGAUUGCAAAGCCAUCACCUUUAGAAGGAAUUGAGGAUAAGAUCAAGGAGUUAAGUCUCGAGGAGCUUUCUUUAGUCAUAAGCAAUGUUGAAGAAAAGUUUCCAAACCAUUCAUUGGUUUGGCUCAAGGAGGUUGCAUCCUGGCUACAAAAGCAAUUCCCUGGACCAGCUGAAAAGGAUUUGAUGCUUUCAAGUCAGCCAAAAGGCUUCCCCUUGUGUUCAGUUGACUCAGAUGUAAAGAAAGCAUUGCUAGAGCUUUUGAAGAAAAGCACUGAUCAAUCUAUUGAGAUGUUGUUCUGCUACUGUAUCACAAAGAUGAUAGAGGAAUUACAGCAAGGCAAAUUAACCAUUGGUUUGCGAAUCCUGAUUCAAGUCAUCGUCAGCCACUCACCAAAAGUCUUAAUUACAAAGUUAGAUGACGUAUUAAGUGGCAAAUCAACAUCUCAGGAAUCAUUUUUAGCUGUAAUUUGGGCCUACAGCCAGAACAUGAGUGAUUUCAAGGCAGGAAUCAAAGUUUGGUGGGCAGUGAUGAUGCCUUUGUUGAAAGUCAGCACACAUGCGCCUCAUGUCGUACAGUACAUUGAAGACUUGAUUCGUAAACAUGAGAAAGGCAAAAUCAACGAUUCGAUGAUCGAUGCAAAGGAAUUUUAUGAAAUUUUGGUGGUCGUGUUCUCAUCAAAAUCACAACUGGCGAAUUCACCAAGGUUGAAAGAACGAUUCGAUACACUGUAUCCAACAUUCAAGAGGAUGUACUUCAGUGACAAGCCAGAAGGGACGAACAGAAAUAAGUUCAAGCGUUUGCUCACGAUGUUAAUGACAGACGAUGAUGCAAUGCAAGCUGAGAUCCUUCGUCUGCUGAUUCUGUGCAUGUCAAAAGAUGAAAAGUGCUUUGAUAUCUGGUUGGAAAACUUAGAGAAAAAUCUGAAGACUUCAGGUGUGCUCUGGGGAUAUAUUUAUGACAAUUCAGAGGAUGUCAGAAACGAGCUGCUGAAAUCAAGGAAAUAUGCCAGCAAGAAUGUUCUUCAAGAAAAGGCUUUUGCUUUCCUUACGGAUCUGAGACACAUCAAACGAAAGGGACACGGCAGUAAGGUUGGAUUUGCAGAAUGCUAUGAAGUCUGCUCUAAAUUCCAGAGUGAGAAGAUGACAAGAAAAGAUUCGAAAUCCUCACUCUGGAAACUAACGAAGUACACUUUGUUUGCAAUGCUUGCGUUCAUUGCAAUUGAUGUCUAUACCUCCAAAGGAUAUAAAGGAAGUAGAACUGAGUCAAUUGCAGUGAAUGCUGGGAUAAACAGUCACGUGGAAGCUUCAUUGGUUCAGUUAGAAGGAAUGGUGGGCGUUGUUGCUAGGUGGUCCAGAGACAAUGUACCAAAAUAUUAUGCUAAAGUGGCGCCCUACGUGGAUCCUGUUAUAGAGACUAGCUGGGAAUACACUACAAAAAUAUCAAAAGCUAUUUAUGAAUACAGCAAACCUGCUCUAGAUGUGAUUAGCAAAUACAUGGAAAAACUAUUUGAGAAGAUCGAUGAACUCAUGCCAGUGUACCGGGACAGAAUCGUUUCACAUGCAUCAACCGCCUGGAAUGCAAUUGUACCAACCGUCAAACAUCAUAUAAACUGCACCGUAGCAUUUAUCACCACCAACGUACCAAUCGCUGUGGACCACACAUCACGUGUUUUAACGAGUACCUGUACCUGGGUCUACGAGCUAUAUCCACCCUUCUUCGACAAGAUGGCAAUGCAUUCUCACUGUGCUUUACACUGCGUCCGGGACUAUGUGAACAAGGCCUGGCAAACGUUUGUUGAUUAUGGACCGGUUGCAAUUGAGCUUUCUGUGGAUUCAUUCCGACUUACUGUUGCCACUCUUCAGAGCUACUUUGCCGACGGACAACUUUGGCUGCAAAACGCAUUAAGAUCGACCGAUAGUGGAAGCAACACACAAGCAAGUUAACUCACGUGUAGGCCUUAAAUUAUUCGAUUCAAUUUCUCUUUUCUAAGAGAUUUUCACAUCUAUUUUGUUGUUGUAAAACUAUUUUCUGCUGGGAAAAUUAAUAUUGAAUUGCGUGAUAGAAAA